Messenger RNA from Phodopus roborovskii (desert hamster), 1150 nucleotides. It is a transcript of the gene Dpcd, whose product is annotated as deleted in primary ciliary dyskinesia homolog (mouse). The transcript has 6 exons. Lineage: Eukaryota; Metazoa; Chordata; Mammalia; Rodentia; Cricetidae. The record is from RefSeq and is a predicted model, not a curated record. Bases 72 to 683 code for a protein of 203 amino acids.
GGUCAUCCGGAAGUGACCCUCGGCCCAGCCGUUGCCAUGGAAGUGGCCGCGCGUUGUUGGGCGGAGGGAAGAUGGCGGUGACUAGCUGGCUGGAGAGUUUGCGGGCUGCCGAGAAGACGGCGCUGCUGCAGGACGGGAAGAGGAUGGUGCAUUAUUUGUUCCCAGAUGGGAAGGAAAUGGCAGAAGAAUAUGACGAGAAGACAAGUGAACUACUUGUGAGAAAAUGGCGCGUGAAAAAUGCCCUGGGGGCCUUGGGCCAGUGGCAGCUUGAAGUGGGUGAGCCAAUGCUGUCAGGAGCCGGGAGCCUGGGGUCCGAGCUCAUCAAGGAAAGUAAUGCCAAUCCCAUCUUCAUGCGCAAGGACACCAAAACAAGUUUCCAGUGGCGGAUUCGAAAUCUCCCCUACCCGAAGGAUGUCUAUAGUGUCUCUGUGGCCCAGAAAGAGCGCUGCAUCAUUGUUAGAACGACCAACAAAAAGUACUACAAGAAGUUCUCCGUCCCUGACCUAGACAGACACCAGCUUCCUCUGGAUGACUCUGCACUCAGCUUUGCUCACGCCAGCUGCACCCUGAUCAUCUCUUAUCAGAAGCCAAAGGAGGUCAUGGCGGCUGAGUCAGAGCUACAGAAGGAGCUAAAGAAGGUAAAGACGGCCCACGGCAGUGACGGGGACUGUAAGACCCAGUAGCUGUCCUGAGCCUUGCACCUCCAGGGUUGAGGAAGCUGCGAGACUGCGGGCUUGGCUCUCCUGGCACGGGCUUCUUCCCUUCUAAGGACUAGAGUCCACAGAACUGGCUCUUGGGGCACAGCGUGCCUCUGCCCACGGUUUUGUUCCUGAGUAAAGUCAUCUGGAGUUGUUCUAGAAGGAUUGCCCUUUUAUCUAUUUCUGUGUGGUGCCUGUCUCCAGGCACCCUGGCCUUCCUAGAGGAGAUGCUGGUGUGAUGACUCCCUCCUCCCAUCCUGGAGACCUGCCACACAAGCCUCCCAGCUAAAGGGGGAAGAGUGGGGCUAAGGCUGCGCAUCUUUGCAAGCUCCCCUGUGCUGGCCUAGGAAAGACUCACCUGAGGCCUAUGGCAGCACAUCAGCAAUCUUGGGAAGAGCACAGAAUGUUAACACGCCAUGGUUAUUAAAGUGAGGACCGUUACAGUUUGUCAA